AUGGCCGGCCACACAGAAGUGAACAUCCUUGAAAAAGAUUUCCAGAUCUUGCUAUCUCUGGGUUCUGGCUCAUAUGGAGAGGUGAAACUUGCCUGUCACCUUCCCACAGGCACAAGGGUGGCUGUCAAGGUCCUUGAUAAAAACAUCAACAGUGUGGCUGACAUCACUUUGGAGGUGGAACUCCUUCAAUCUUUAGAACACAGAAACAUUGUUCGAUUUUUUCACAUGAUCGACACACUGACAGCAAGUUACAUUAUCAUGGAAUAUGUGGCAGGAGAGGACCUUGAGAGCUGCCUCAGAUCACUGGGCUGUAUGAAAGAGGAGGAGGCCAGACCUAUUUUCCAGCAGGUCGUGUCAGCGGUUCACUUCCUCCACCAAAGACGCAUUGCACACCGCGAUAUUAAAUUAGAGAACAUUCUGGUCGAUGCGGCAGGCAAUGCAAAGCUUUGUGAUUUUGGUAUGGCAAUUAAAAUCACAGAAGGGCAGAUGUUGGAGGAGAUCUGUGGCUCCUUGCUCUAUUGGGCCCCAGAGAUCUUGGCAAGGAAACCCUAUGAUGGGCUGGCAGGUGACAUGUGGAGCUUGGGCAUCGUCCUCUAUGUUCUGGUCACGGGGCACUUUCCAUAUCUAGAAGCUACCACUGAGGAUAUGCACAGGCUCAUCACUACUACGAUGUGUCCCAUUCCUUACCACUUGUCAAAACCGUGUCACAUCAUAAUUGCACGUUUACUCAUGGUCCCCACCUGGUACAGGAUGACAAUAUAUCAGCUGGUGGAACGACCGUGGCUGGGCCCCAUUCAAGAACAUAGGCUGCUUGCCACAGAAGGAAUACUUCCCAGGAUCGUGAACACAAUGUGCACCAUUGGUUAUACCUGUGAAGAGAUUGUGUCAUCCCUAACACACAGGCAAGUCAAAGGUGAAGUAAUGGCAACCUUUAAUAUUUUAAAACACCAGCUGAACUGUGGGGACAGCCAUCAAGAAGUGGAGAAGCCCUGGGCAAACAGCAGCCCUGCAGGUGCUCUUAGCCUACUUCCAGCUUUGAAGAGGAGGGCGAGUGAACCUGUUCCUUCAACCCGUAUAGAAGCUGGCAAGAGUCACUUUCAGGAGGAUGGUGUGGAAGAAAGAGGCGAGAGUUGCAGAAUGUACCCCAUGUUCACCAAAUACUCCUCCGUGGACCUAAUGCCCUGUUCAGAUGACCCAGUGCCAGAAGGAUAUUCUCUGACAGUUAACAUCACUAAUACUGCUACAGAGGACAUUGCAGUCAACAGAAAUUCUAUGGACAGCCUACGUGGCGAACACUUCUCUCCAUUAUCAGCCCAGGAUGGAACAUCCACAGGGUUUGUGAACAUGGGCUUUUUUGAAGAAGAACCAUCCCCAGAGCUCGACAUUUCCAGGGACCAGCCCCAAGUUGGACCCAUAGCUUCUGCUUCUAGGCCACUUCGGGGCUGGAAGCUGAUGAAGAAGCGAAUUUUCCGUUUCCUGGAAGCAUGCUGCUGCUGCUGCUGUCUGCCCUCCCCGUGGUGA
Messenger RNA from Rattus rattus (black rat), 1521 nucleotides. Its product is annotated as putative sperm motility kinase W. Bases 1 to 1521 code for a protein of 506 amino acids. NCBI's taxonomy places the organism in Eukaryota, Metazoa, Chordata, Mammalia, Rodentia, Muridae. Gene Ontology annotation, biological process: protein phosphorylation; microtubule cytoskeleton organization; intracellular signal transduction. The record is from RefSeq and is a predicted model, not a curated record. Gene Ontology annotation, molecular function: protein serine/threonine kinase activity; ATP binding; tau-protein kinase activity. Gene Ontology annotation, cellular component: cytoplasm. The transcript has a single exon.